AACACACACACACACACACACUUUGGAAAUUGGGAACAACGACCGACCUACCGGUUCAACUCACUGUCAGUCCAUCAGAGCCGCAACCUUAACAGCCUCCGUGUCCGAUAACAGGAGCACUAACUAUCCUUGAAGGGGCGCUCGUUUUGUGUUUUCUCCCCGAGUGGUUGACAGACAUAUCAUCAGCUCCCGGCGGGGUUUGAGCUUUAUCGAGCUAACCCAAGACAAUUAGCAGGUGAUGAGCAGCGGGGCCUGCUUCUUCUGGAUGCCCAGCUAAGGUUACCGACAGGGCACAGUGCUCCACCGCACCGAGAGCCUCCACGCUGCAGCCUGGGAUUCAUCCGGACUGCUCCCUGCAAGGACCCGGAGCUCUGCAGCUUUAUUGUUCGGACCCGGACUUCAUGUUGGCUCCGUGAGAGUUGGGACAAAGUAGCUAGCUAGCUAACGCUCGGCGUGCAAGUGCAUAUAUAUAUAUAUAUAAAUAAAAAAUACUAAAUAAAAGCAGCCUCAGUCGAGUGAAACACUUGCCAGCCUCGUCUGUGCGAUGGGUUUACUGUCACAGGGGUCUCCGCUCAACUGGGAAGAAACCAAGAAGUAUGCCGACCAUAUCAGAAAGCACGGCAUCAUUCAGUUCCUCAACAUCUACAACAAGGUGAAGGAGCGUCAGAAAGAUGUGUUGAAAUGGGGCGAUGAGGUUGAGUACAUGUUGGUGGAGAUGGAUGACAAGGACGAAAAGGUUCGACUCGUCCUGAAUGGUGGAGAAGUUUUGGAAACUCUCCAAGACCAGGGUGAAAACAUAAACCCCAAUCACCCCACGCUUUGGAGACCAGAGUAUGGCAGCUACAUGAUUGAAGGAACUCCAGGGCAGCCGUACGGCGGGACCAUGUCAGAGUUCAACACCGUGGAGGGCAACAUGGGGAAGAGACGACGAGAGGCCUCAUUGGUCCUGAACCAGAAUGAAACCCUCUGCACCAUCACCUCAUUUCCAAGGUUAGGUUGCCCAGGUUUUACCAAACCAGAGCACCGGCCGACCCCUGUUGAAAAGGGAGUGUCCAAGUCACUGUUUUUCCCAGAUGAAGCCAUCAACAGACACCCGAGAUUCAGCACCCUUACCAGAAACAUACGUCACAGAAGAGGAGAGAAAGUCGCGAUUAAUGUGCCAAUCUUCAAAGACAAAUGCACUCCCUCUCCAUUUGUGGAAGAGUUUCCUGAGGAUGAUGGUGAAGCUGCGAGAGCGGCUCUGCCUGAUCAUAUCUACAUGGACGCCAUGGGCUUUGGCAUGGGCAACUGCUGCCUCCAGGUGACAUUCCAAGCUUGUAGCAUUGAUGAGGCAAGAUACCUAUAUGACCAACUAGCGACAUUCUGCCCUAUAGUGAUGGCGUUGAGUGCGGCUUCGCCCUUCUACAGAGGCUUUGUAUCAGAUAAUGAUUGUCGCUGGGGAGUUAUCUCUGCCUCGGUGGAUGACAGGACACAAGAGGAACGUGGGCUAAAGCCCUUGAAAAACAACAAAUACAGGAUCUUCAAGUCAAGAUACGAUUCAAUUGACAGCUACCUGUCCAGCUGUGGCGAGAAGUACAAUGACAUUGAUUUGACGAUAGACGAGGAGAUCAACAAGCAGCUGCUCGAUGCAGGAAUUGACAAGCUGCUGGCCCAACACAUAGCACACCUCUUCAUCCGAGAUCCGCUCUCUGUCUUUGAGGAGAAAAUUCACUUGGAUGAUGAAAACGAGUCCGAUCACUUUGAGAACCUCCAGUCGACCAACUGGCAGACGAUGAGGUUCAAACCUCCACCUCCGAACUCCGAUAUCGGCUGGAGAGUUGAGUUCCGCCCCAUGGAGGUUCAGCUAACUGACUUUGAAAAUGCUGCGUACGUGGUCUUUGUAGUCCUGCUGACGAGAGUGAUCUUGUCCUAUAAACUGGACUUUCUGAUCCCUUUGUCAAAGGUUGAUGAAAACAUGAAGGUCGCACAGAAGAGAAACGCUGUCCAGGAGGGCAUGUUUUACUUCCGAAAGGACAUCUUUAAAGGCUGCAACCCGGGCCUCGAUGGCACUGGUUCUGCUCAGAAUGGCUUGGAGACUGAUGGUGGCAAUGAAGAAUACAUGCUGAUGAGCAUUGACACAAUCAUCAAUGGAAAGGAGGGAGUAUUUCAAGGGCUUAUCCCGAUCCUAAACUGCUAUCUGGAAAACAUGGAAGUUGAUGUGGACACCAGAUGCACUAUUUUGAAUUAUCUAAAGCUCAUCAAGAAACGUGCCUCAGGCGAGCUGAUGACCAUGGCCAAGUGGAUGAGGGAGUUUGUCGCGAAGCACCCGCAGUAUAAGCAGGACAGCGUCCUAACUGACAAAAUCAACUACGACCUGUUCAGAAAGUGCGACCGGAUUGCAAAAGGCGAAGAGCAGUGCCCCGAGCUCAUUGGAAACCCGGUCAACAGAUUCAAAUGAGAAGCGCCGCAGGAAAUGCAUCGUCAGCAUACAAAUUCGCAUGUAAAAAGACCAAAAUAUGUGGCUCAGAAUGAAAGUGGUCCAAUUUUAAGAGAAUGCAAAACAGCGUGUGUGUGUGUGUGUGUGUGUGUGAUGCAGGAAACACACCUGCAUCAAAAUGUAUGUGUAUAUAUACUGUAUCAGAUUUUUAUGAUUACAAAAUUAUUUUAAUAGGGUUAAGACAUGCAAAAGGUUGUGUAAUAGAAAUCAGAUGUGUAUUUAUUUUUACUCUGGAAAUUAAGCCUAUCUGUGUGAGAAUGUAAAUGUAGCAAAGAGUUGUACAGUAGUCUGCUUUUAAUCCUGUUAUCUGUAAAUACUGUACUUCCGCUCUUUAAAACAUUAACAUCAUGGGGGUUUUUGGGUUGUUGUUUUUUUUUUGCUGGAUAUGGGAUUUCUUUGCAUUUAGUAGACAUCUUUUAUUUCUUUUUUUUGCAUUUUAAGAAAUGUUUGUUUUGCUCUGCUGUCAGUGUAGUGGGACCCUGAAGGUAGUGUUGCAUUCAGUUGGAAAUGUUGAACCAUUGUUUGCGAUAUGAUGCUGCUUCAAAAAUAAAUCUGUAAAACGAUAAGUAAAUCAGUUUUUUUGACAUCUG
Morone saxatilis (striped sea-bass) is the source of this 3066-nucleotide messenger RNA. RefSeq names its product glutamate-cysteine ligase, catalytic subunit (gene gclc). Gene Ontology annotation, biological process: glutathione biosynthetic process. Gene Ontology annotation, cellular component: glutamate-cysteine ligase complex. Bases 545 to 2437 code for a protein of 630 amino acids. NCBI's taxonomy places the organism in Eukaryota, Metazoa, Chordata, Actinopteri, Moronidae. The transcript has 16 exons. The record is from RefSeq and is a predicted model, not a curated record. Gene Ontology annotation, molecular function: glutamate-cysteine ligase activity.